CCGCGGCCGCCGCCGCCGCAGGCAGAGCGCAGCGGGCGGGCCGGGCGACGGGCCAUGGCGGGCGCCGAGGACGCGCCGGGCCGGCAGCCGGAGCUGGACGAGGACGAGACGGCGGAGGGCCGGCGCUGGGGCGCACAGCACGCGGGAGCCCGUGAGCUGGCGGCGCUUUACUCGCCAGGCAAGCGCUUCCAGGAGUGGUGUUCCGUGAUCCUCUGUUUCAGUCUCAUUGCCCACAAUUUGGUCCACCUCCUGCUGCUGGCCCGCUGGGAGCACACACCCCUCGUGAUCCUGGGUGUCGUUGCAGGGGCUCUCGUCGCUGACUUCCUGUCCGGCCUGGUACAUUGGGGUGCUGAUACAUGGGGCUCUGUGGAUCUGCCCAUUGUCGGGAAGGCCUUCAUCCGGCCGUUCCGAGAGCACCACAUUGACCCCACAGCCAUCACAAGGCACGACUUCAUCGAGACCAAUGGGGACAACUGCCUCGUCACGCUGCUGCCACUGCUAAACAUGGCCUACAAGUUCCGGACCCAGAGCCCAGAGACCCUGGAGCAGCUGUACCCUUGGGAAUGCUUCGUCUUCUGUCUGACCAUCUUUGGCACCUUCACCAACCAGAUCCACAAAUGGUCACACACAUACUUAGGGCUGCCAUGCUGGGUCACCGUCCUGCAGGACUGGCACGUGAUCCUACCACGGAAACACCAUCGCAUCCACCACGUGGCGCCCCACGAAACAUACUUCUGUAUCACCACAGGCUGGCUCAACUACCCCCUAGAGGUUAUAGGCUUCUGGCGGCGCCUGGAAGAUCUCAUCCAAGGCCUGACGGGUGAGAAGCCGAGAGCGGACGACAUGAAAUGGGCCCAGAAGAUCAAGUAGCAUGUCUGGACUCUUGGUCGCCAACCUUCCCGAACCUGAACUGAAGCCAUCUGCCAAAUCCCGGCGUCUCUGAGCUACCCUCCAGUGAAGAGAAGUCCCCUGGGCUGGGCCCGGGCACCCCUAGCCCACCCCCAGUGACACAGAAUACUUGAGUCACCCACUUUUCAUUUCCUCUUCUCCUUUUCUUUCCUUGGGCCUUCCUGGCCACUGAGCUGCUCCGAGGCCAAGCCUGACUGCAGACGGGAGCCCAGUCCUGCUGGCCAGCCCCACCCUGUGCAUCUGCUCUGCACGCCUGCUCCCUGGGCCGGUGUAGGGUCACAGACAACAGAUCUGUCUCGGUGACCCAGAGAGCCCCCAGAACACGUAAAUGUCCCUGGAUCAUGAUUCUCCCUCAGCCCUGUAAACAGACCCUAGAGGCCUAGGUGGGUGGGCCACCCCAGCUGCCACCCAAGGGAGGCAGAGCCGGGCAAAGGUCAGGGGGCAGCUGGCAAGGAGAGGCCAUGAUGCCCUGCCCACAUGCGGAUACUCUCCCUUCCCCUAGUUCUCCUGUCCAUGUGUCCAGCCACUUCUGAGGUCUCCCUGCAGAGACAUCUUCAUGGGCACAGCUCUUGUGAAGGGCUUGGUCAUUUGGGGAAGGGACACUGUGUCCCUUCUGGCCAAUGUGUCAGAGGAGGAAGAAUAAGGCUUUUUUAUUUGGAUUUUUUUUUUAAAGGUGCUUGCUUGUUAAUGUAAAUAAUAGAAAGCCUUAAUAUCUUUCUGUAACAUGGAGUAAUAUUUUAAUGUCAUGUUUUGGAUGUAUAUAAUAUAUUUAUAACAAAGGAAGCAUCUCCUUCACUCUGGUUGCCGUGUGGUGUUUCCGGAUGGCUGCAUAGAGGGAGCUAGCCCUGGCCUGAGGGAUGGGGGCUUUAUCCCCAGACACAGUGAAGUGGUCUAGAUUUAUUUAUUUUAUGUUUUGCCCGCAUGUGUGUGUGUGUACCAUGUGUGUGCCUCGUCCCCACAGAGGUCACAGAGAGCAUUGGAACCCUGGAUCUGAAGUUACGGAUGCUGAAACACUGUGGGUACUGGGGAAAAACCGGGUCCUCUUAAGUGCUCUUAACCAGGGUGCCAUCUCUCUCCAGUACUGAAUUUUUGUUUUUUUUAAGGCGGUGGUGUGUCAUAUACUCCAAGUGACCUCACACUUCUUAUAAAAACCAAGGCUGACCUUGAAUUCCUGGUCCCCGUACCCUCCCAAGUGCCAGGAUGACAGGUGUGUGCCACCAUUCACAAGACCUUUCACCUAGAUUGUGCUAGAGCAGUGCUGGCUGGCCUGUCCCAGAACUCCUUUGGGGUCAUUGGCAUUUGACGUACGUCAUGGCUCUGGCCUAGAUCCAGACCACCAGACUGACUGACUGUGGUGGGAGCUGAUCUAAGAAAAAACACCAUAAAUAAAGAAAACGUACUACAA
Messenger RNA from Mus caroli (Ryukyu mouse), 2314 nucleotides. It is a transcript of the gene Peds1, whose product is annotated as plasmanylethanolamine desaturase 1. Gene Ontology annotation, biological process: ether lipid biosynthetic process. The record is from RefSeq and is a predicted model, not a curated record. Gene Ontology annotation, molecular function: plasmanylethanolamine desaturase activity. Gene Ontology annotation, cellular component: endoplasmic reticulum membrane. NCBI's taxonomy places the organism in Eukaryota, Metazoa, Chordata, Mammalia, Rodentia, Muridae.